Molecule: messenger RNA, 2044 nt
Organism: Capsella rubella
Lineage: Eukaryota; Viridiplantae; Streptophyta; Magnoliopsida; Brassicales; Brassicaceae
Product: U6 snRNA phosphodiesterase
Exons: 6
Coding region: 1083-1964 (293 amino acids)
Biological process (GO): U6 snRNA 3'-end processing
Cellular component (GO): nucleus
Molecular function (GO): 3'-5'-RNA exonuclease activity
Source: RefSeq, a predicted model, not a curated record
CUUAACAUGAUUCAGUCAAUUCAUUAUCAAUAUUUGCAUUAAAGAAUUGUAUCGCACAAGUUCAACAAUUGCAAUAUUAUAUAAAUUUGUUCUGUAUGAAUGUAUUAGAUUCAGAAGCUAAUUCGGUUGACAUUCACUUGUAGAUGCACAAAGCAACUCUCAGAUCAAGUGUUGGAUUAGAUUAAUUUUGCUUCAUCAUUAUCACCAACUCUAAUUACGUUUCUUCCCUAACUAAACCUAAUUCAAAUGAAAACACAAACAUACAGGCUUCUACAAAACAAAAUAAAGUGUACAAGGGAGAUCACUCAGUAGUGGCUAGUGAUUUUAGGUUCGAUUCUGCCAGCAAUUCUCUUCAGCUAUAUCAGAAGAGGGAGCUGUAUAUCCUCAUCGUAAUCUCCUUUACACCCCCAAUCAAUCACAACAUCAAUACAUUUCGAAAACCAUUGAAAACCAAAAACAAUUCUCGAAAAAAACCCAAUUGAUUUGUGAAAACUCAAUACCAAUUAAAAAUUAUAGAUUUGCGAAACCGAAUAAAAACAAAAUAAAAGGGAAAGAGAGAGGAAGGCUCAGUUCAGCGGGAGUAUCGACACAGAAACGAAUCAACCAAUAAUGGAUGAAACGCCUCAUUCCGGUCUGUUGAGCUUGAAAUUUCCGAGUCGUCACUGCCAACUCUAUCUCUCUAUAUAUAUUAUCUAUCAACGAUCAACAAAAAAUCUUUAAAAAGCUCAUAAACCCUAAAACUACUAAACAUCCUAAAGAAAACGAUUAGAACAUGAGAAGAGAGAAUCCUAGAUGCAACUGAACUGAUGAUGAAUACGAUCCCGGCGAUUGCUUUCAAUUUAUAAGGGACGUCAUUAGGGUUUUCCGUAGGUCUUCGGUAAAAAUUCGGCAAAAGCCCAUUUUCGGCCCGUUAAGAGGUUUCAUAAUAUGUGCUGCUUUGAUUAUCCAUCAUACCCACGGAUGUUUUGGUUUAAAUUCGGUUCGUUUGAAUUUGGUCUAAUCUGGUUCAGGCUUGGAAUUGAAAUCUGGUUUAAAGUUUCUUCUCCUCUGUUUGUUAAUUUUUCUCUUUAAUUUACGGGAAAAUGGACGCAUUGAGAGCUUCUUACGGAGACGCUUCAUCGGACUCCGACACAGAUGAUCUUUCUCCGGCGUGUUCCGUUUCUGCGAAUUCCGGCGAGAAAUCAACCGCUGAGAAGCAAGAGAAUGAGUUGAUUUCCUUACCUCCUCCGCCGCUUUCGCUUCUCGAAUCCAUUGUAUCCACAGGUUCGGUGGAUUACUUCACAACAGAGUCUGGGGUUCGAGUAAGAAACUUCCCUCACGUCGAUGGCAAUUACGCUUUGCACGUUUACAUCCCUGUUAUUAUACCUCCAUUGCCAAAGAAGGAGAUUGUCUGCUUUUUAAAGAGGGUUGCAUCAGUUGUUCCUCAACUUCAUUUGGUUGAGGCUGAUGUGCCACUCAGCAUUCUAUGCAAGGAUGACCACAAGUUUGAGCGUGCAUUGGGGAGAGAGUUCCAUAUAAGCUUGGGAAGGAGUGUUCCCCUGCGUGUUCAUCAAAUUAGCUCAGUGGUUUCUAUGCUUAAACAAAAGCUUCAGUUUCAUAAGAGAUACUUGAUUGAUUUCAAUAAGUGGGAGGUUUUUGUGAAUGAUGACUGUACUCGCUCUUUCCUUUCUUUGGAAAUCACGACUUCAGGACUAUCUGAGAUAAGCAAGCAAAUCGAUGCUGUUAAUGAAGUUUACAAGCUUCACAAUCUGCCAGAGUUCUACAAGGAUCCGCGGCCGCAUAUAUCCUUGGUCUGGGCGUUGGGUGACAUUAGGAAUUCCCUAAAGGGAGCUGUUGACGGGGAACUGAGAAAGCUAAGAGCUGGUGGUUGUGUGCAGAAUCGUAUAUUCGCCACUAAGUUUUCUGGGAUUGAGUGUAAGAUUGGAAACAAAACACAUAAAAUAUGUAAACUCCCAGAUGAAUAAGAAAAUCCCAAUUUCUGUGUUUGAACACCUAUAUCAGUUAUGCAUUUGUUAGUGUAACGAAAUAGAAGCACAAAUUGAUA